Molecule: messenger RNA, 993 nt
Organism: Phialemonium atrogriseum
Lineage: Eukaryota; Fungi; Ascomycota; Sordariomycetes; Cephalothecales; Cephalothecaceae
Product: mitochondrial carrier domain-containing protein
Exons: 1
Coding region: 1-993 (330 amino acids)
Biological process (GO): transmembrane transport
Molecular function (GO): transmembrane transporter activity
Source: RefSeq, a predicted model, not a curated record
AUGUCCGCCGACUUCUGGGCCGGCUACAUCAGCGGGGCAGCGGGGAUCGUGAUCGGCAACCCCUUUGACGUGAUCAAGGUCCGCCUCCAAGCGGCCCGGGCCCCGUCCCUCGGCCCGGAAUCCGCGGCAGCAGCAACACCCCGGCCCCUGCCCCUGCCCCGCACACCCCUCCUCCCACCAACCCCGCCACACUUAACAACCACCACCACCCUCCCCUCCCUCUCCCACCCCCUCGCCGGCAUCGCCGCCCCAAUCCUCGGCUACGGCGCCCUCAACGCCCUCCUCUUCAUAACCUACAACCGCACCGAAUCCCUCCUCACCCACGCCCUCGGCGGCGGCUCCCCCACCCCCACCCACGGCGGCGGUCUCUCCCCCGCGACCCCGACCGGCGCCCUCGCGACCUGGACCGCCGGCGCCGCAGCCGGCCUCGCGACCUGGGCAGUCAGCACGCCGACCGAGCUGAUCAAGUGCCGCGCCCAGUUGGGCACGCCGUCGCACAGCAGCGCCGCCGUCGCGGCCCGCGUGUGGCGCGCCGAGGGCCUGCGGGGGCUGUACCUCGGCGGGGCCGUCACGGCGCUGCGCGACGCCGUCGGGUACGGCUUCUACUUCUGGAGCUACGCGCUGCUCACGCGGGCGUCGUGGGGGCCCGGCGAUGCGGACCGGGCCCCGGGCGGGUUUGUCGCCGAGGCGGCGCGCGUGCUGGUCGCCGGUGGGCUGUCGGGCAUCGCUACGUGGGUCAGCAUCUACCCGUUGGACGUGAUCAAGACGCGCGUGCAGGCACAGGUGGUCGACGGCCCCGGGGCGCGGGUGGGCGCGUGGGAGGUGUAUCGGCGGGCGCGGCGGGAGGGCAGGGGGGUGCUCUUCAGGGGGUUGCCGGUCUGCUGUCUGAGGGCGUUUGUGGUCAACGCUGUGCAGUGGGGCGUCUAUGAGAUGGUCAUGUACGAGCUGGGACAGGGGAAGUGGAGGGGGGCUGCAGAUGAUGGAGGGUUGUAG